Messenger RNA from Aspergillus alliaceus, 2064 nucleotides. RefSeq names its product glutamate--cysteine ligase. The record is from RefSeq and is a predicted model, not a curated record. Gene Ontology annotation, biological process: glutathione biosynthetic process. The transcript is spliced from 7 exons. Lineage: Eukaryota; Fungi; Ascomycota; Eurotiomycetes; Eurotiales; Aspergillaceae. Bases 1 to 2064 code for a protein of 687 amino acids. Gene Ontology annotation, molecular function: glutamate-cysteine ligase activity. Gene Ontology annotation, cellular component: glutamate-cysteine ligase complex.
AUGACCGUUGCCGAGUCGGUUAAGAGUGCUGUUGGGUUGGUGGAUACUCCCGAAUGUCCUUUUAGGGCACUGGGAACUGCGCUCGAUUGGUCCGAGGCGAAGAAACAGGCGGAUCAGGUACGCAGGUGGGGUAUCGAGCAAUUGCUUGCCAAUUGGCGCCGAGCGAAAGGAAAAGAACGGGAUGCCCUCCUCUGGGGCGAUGAGGUUGAGUAUCUCGUUGUAGCCGUCGAUGAUGAGGCGAAAAAGGCCCGACUAUCUCUCGCUCAAGCUGAGAUCCUUAAGUCUCUGGCUGAAGACGAAGCCAAUUGGAAAUCGGGAGGCUCUAGCAGCAUACAGAACAAGGAGCAUGAUGGAGAGGACCCCCCUCACUUUCACCCGGAGUUUGGGCGCUUCAUGCUGGAGGCUACUCCAGGACGGCCCUGGGGAAUUGACUUCAAGGAUCUAUUGAAGGUAGAGUCCAACAUGAAAUGGAGGCGCGAGGUGGCGAAGACUCACAUGGCUGCCAAUGAGUAUCCUAUCACUCUUACGACGUUCCCCCGUUUGGGUACGAAGGAUGAUUACAUUCAACCCUACUACCCCCCAUCAGGGGCUGCACUCCGGUCUCAAUUUGUUCCGGAUGAGAUCGCGAAUCCGCACAUCAGGUUUCCGACGCUGGCUGCUAACAUACGGUCGAGGCGGGGACGGAAGGUCGAGCUGAACGUACCAGUCUUCAAGGACACAAACACCCCCGUCCCUUUCAAUGACCCAACGGUGGAUUAUGAUCUCCAUAACUGGCCUGAAGAUGAUGAUGUCAGGAACGGAGCAGCUAAGGAAGGGCAUGUGUAUAUGGACGCCAUGGCUUUUGGCAUGGGCAGUUGCUGUCUUCAGAUUACCUUCCAGGCAAAGAAUAUGACAGAAGGGAGAAAGUUAUAUGACCAACUGAGUCCGCUGGGGCCCAUCCUUCUUGCACUCACAGCCGCAACCCCUAUUUAUAAGGGCUUCCUCGUCGACACUGACGUUCGGUGGAAUCAAAUUGGAAACGCUGUAGAUGACAGGACACGCGAAGAACUUGGUGAAGCUCCCCUAAAGAACGAUAGGUGGAGGAUACCUAAGUCCAGAUACGCCUCAAAUUCGACUUACCUUUCACAGGAUCCUAGACUACGCAAGGAAUACCUAGAUCCUGAUUUGAUUGUAGACGAAGACAUCAAGAAGCGCUUGAUUGAAGGCGGCAUGGACGAGCUUUUGGCCACGCAUUUCGCGCAUCUCUUCAUACGGGACCCAUUGGUCAUUUUCUCAGAGGACCUUGAAGAGCUUGAUCUAAAUAAGGCAGACCACUUCGAGAACCUGCAAUCGACAAAUUGGCAACACAUGCGCUUCAAACCUCCACCACCAGAAAAGGACGAUAUCGGUUGGCGAGUCGAAUUUCGCUCAAUGGAAAUUCAAAUGACCGAUUUCGAGAAUGCUGCAUUUAGUAUCUUUAUCGUGCUUGUCACUCGCGCGAUCCUGAGUUUCGAUCUGAAUUUCUACAUUCCUAUCCAACGAACGACUGAGAACAUGGAAACGGCGCAUGCGCGAAAUGCAGUUCUGGACCGAAAGUUCUACUUCCGCAAGGACCCCUUCUCUCCCCGUGCCCGCAGAUCACAUCUUCAGUCUUCUAGUAACAGUGAAGUGUCAUCGACCACGUCUUCCGCUGUUAACACGCCACCCCCAUCACCUCCACUUAGCCCAGUAGAGUCGGAAUUCGAGCUCAUGACAAUUGCGGACAUCGUCAACGGCUCUGCUAACGGGUUGUUCCCUGGACUGAUUCCCCUUGUUGAGUCGUACUUAAACAGUGUUAAUGUAGACGUUGAAACGCGCUGCUUCCUGGCAACUUAUUUGGAUUUGAUUCGCAAACGGGCGAACGGAACUCUCUGGACUGGAGCUCGAUGGAUCCGAGAAUUCGUUGCUUCGCAUCCUGCAUAUAAGCAUGAUAGCGUAGUCUCUGAAGAGAUAUGCUAUGACCUCGUGAAGGCGGUUGAGGAAAUGUCCGUGAAGGAAGGGAAAGGCGGGAGCGUUGGAUGGGAGCUUCUCAGGGGCAAGAAGUAA